CUCUGCCACCGUAGGUUUCUAAAACCCAAACAAACCGGCAAACAUGGAACCGAUGUGACUUGCAUUUUGUGUCAUGGCGCCCCCCACCGGCACCUGUCCCUCCUGCUAACCCGCUGCCCCCUCAGUGUGUGUGGGUCACUGCUGCUGCUGAGCUCCAUGGUACAGGUGACGCAAUGCUUCAGAUUGAUAUGAACGUCAAGGGUAGAAGAGGAGGAACGCGUCACAGCACCUGUAGAGCGAGCAGUCUGGUCAAUGGUCAUGUCCUAGGCUCGGGUAUUGUUAAUGGGACCGCCUCUCAUAAUGGCUGCCCAGCUUCUGCCAUGAAGAACAGUGAGAGCACACCAGCUGGCAUUCUGAAUGGCACCAAACCACAACACAUGCUUAAUGGUUAUAUUAACCACAGGCGCAGAGGCAGGUGCACUGAAGCAGCGCCCCCGAGGACGCUCAGGAAAGGAGGAGGUUUGAUUUGUGCCGUGACUGAUGCCUCUGCUGGGGUCAGCAGCUCAGACAUUUCAGAUGGUGUCUCAGUCAAUGGGGCCGCAAGUCUAGACAUGUCAGCUUUGCUUGGUAAUUGUGACCAAACGGCACCAGGGCCCAGCCUGUCAAUCUCAGCAGCACCGGCGAAGAACCGGAGGAGAAGGAAGAAAUCCAGACGUGAUAAGAGAGUCUAUGUGGUGCCACGAGAGGAGGAAGACUGGGAGGACGAGGUCCAAGAGGUCACACUCACUGGCUGGGAAAAGAUGUCCUUUGGGUGCAGACCCUAUGAUCCAGAGGAUGUGCUUCAUUUUGCUUUGCGGGAUCUGACACUUAAGCAAAGAGAAAGAGUCGACCUGCCGCUGAUGGUCAACUACAGACCAGCCAAACGCCACCCACGUCCUCUCAAGCUAUCCUGGUACUACACUCCCCCUGAGCCAGGCCAGUUUGCAGACGCUGACGAGUAAGCCACAUAUUUUCUGUAGAGUUAGAGGAGUGCAUCGGUGCCCAUUGGAAAAAUUAGAUGUUGGCCUUUUUAUUUAGCUCUUAAUGGCACUGUGCAGAUUUUCUGGUCGUAGUGCCCAUGCCAAGAAUAUUUGUUCAGUCAUUAUCUUUCUUGCUUCCUAUAAUCUUAAACAUUAGUGGAAGACAUUAAAUUUAAACCUUCAGGUUAGUAUCUAUGCAAAAUCAAAUUGUUAAAGCUAUUGGAGGGUGGAAUCUGGGUUGAAAUCAAGUUGUUUUUUAUCAUUGGUUCUAUUUUAUAUUCAGAUUUUAUAUUUCUUUUAAAUAGCAAGAUAUUAAUUGGUUAGGCUUCUGCGAUCUUAAGGAAUGAUUUUAGUUAAUGUCACACUUCAGUGACUGUUGUUAUCACGAAUGCAUUUGCUGUUGGAUUUCAUAGCUCCAUCAUUUUGCUCGUCUUUUAAAGAACUAAAAUAAUAGUUUCUAUCUUUUAAGUUUUUGUGUUUGAAUGCACCUGAAUCGGAGACACUGUUUUGGUCAUAAGUUGAGCAGUUAUAUAAAUUGUAUUGUUUAUAAAUUGCACAUGUUCACAACAAAUACACGAAGAAGAAGAGGAAUCUUAAUUUGGGACGGCCGACCUUACUAAGACAUUUUGGGUUGAUUGUGUAACAGCGACAAAUCGUUACCUGCCUGUUCAGAUCUUCAUUUUCAU
Paralichthys olivaceus (Japanese flounder) is the source of this 1645-nucleotide messenger RNA. RefSeq lists its product as uncharacterized. Lineage: Eukaryota; Metazoa; Chordata; Actinopteri; Pleuronectiformes; Paralichthyidae. The record is from RefSeq and is a predicted model, not a curated record.